AUUUAACCAAAAUGAGCCACAGAAAGUAUUGUAGCCGCCAUUGUAGUAGUCUUAUUGACACUGUAUAGUGUUUUCAGAGUUUAUCCAAUGUUUGUAGAGUUUGUGAAAGAAGUCAACUUAGCCAUAGCUGUGUGAUGGUGUGUCUUUAUUGUGUUGACAGCUCACUCAUGUCAGGACAUGAAGUGAAAGCAGAAGCAUAACUUUCUCUCCGGCUGACCAGGCAGGAUCCAUUUUGAGACGGCAGAGAGGUAAUGGAAAACAUUGAAAGCUAGCCAUAGAGAAGACAACACCGUCAGCUGAUAUGGUCAGAAGUUAGUCCUGGACGGACUUGGUCUGUCCCAUAGGAAAGGGGGCAUGGCUUGCAAAACAAGUCUCUCUGGGGAGAGAGAGAGAGAGGAGGCCUCCACCUCCAAAAUGAGUGUCCUUACAGACCACCCCACACCUAUUGAAGCUAAGAGGUUGAAGCAGCAGCGAGAAGAGAUAAGAUCAGUCUCACCUGUGCCCAGCUGUGUGUCCAUGAAGAGUGAUCGGUCUAUGACGCAACCAAUGAAGUUCUGUGAUGAAGCGUUUACAGAUCAAAGGUUGAAGCAGCAGCGAGAAGAGAUAAGAUCAGUCUCACCUGUGCCCAGCUGUGUGUCCAUGAAGAGUGAUCGGUCUAUGACGCAACCAAUGAAGUUCUGUGAUGAAGCGUUUACAGAUCAAAGGUUGAAGCAGCAGCGAGAAGAGAUAAGAUCAGUCUCACCUGUGCCCAGCUGUGUGUCCAUGAAGAGUGAUCGGUCUAUGACGCAACCAAUGAAGUUCUGUGAUGAAGCGUUUACAGAUCAAAGGCUUCAACAGGAGAGAUCAGAGUCUCCUGUCCUCAGCUGUGGGUCUAUGGCAGAAAUCGACGACAGGCUCAAAUCCAAGCUGAAGAGAACGUUUCAGUGUGUGUUUGAGGGGACAGCACAGCAAGGAAACCCUACACUUCUCAAUGAGAUCUAUACAGAGCUUUACAUCACAGAAGGUGGAAGCGGAGAGGUCAACAAUGAACAUGAGGUGAGACAGAUUGAUACACUAUCCAGGCGACUAGCAACACAAGAGACACCUAUCAAAUGCAAUGACAUCUUUAAACUCUUACCGGGACAAGACAAACAUGUCAGAACUGUUCUGACAAAAGGAGUUGCGGGGAUCGGAAAAACUGUCUCUGUGCAGAAGUUCAUUCUAGACUGGGCCGAGGGAAAAGCUAAUCAGGACAUCCAGUUGAUAUUCCCUCUUCCUUUUAGGGAGCUGAAUUUGAUGGAGGGGAAAAAACACAGUUUGGUAGAACUUCUUCAUUGUUUUUUCAAGGAUACAAAAGAAUCCGAAAUAUUAAUUAAUGAUGACUUCAAAGUUCUCUUUAUCUUUGAUGGUCUGGAUGAAUGUCGACUUCCUUUAGACUUCCAGAACAAUAACAGUCUGAGGGAUGUCACAGAGACAACCUCAGUGGAUGUGCUGCUGACAAACCUCAUCGAGGGGAAUCUGCUUCCUAAUGCUCUCCUCUGGAUAACAUCCCGACCUGCAGCAGCCAAUCGUAUUUCUCCCGACUGUGUUGACCAGGUGACAGAGGUACGAGGGUUCAAUGACCCACAGAAGGAGGAAUACUUCAGGAAGAGAAUCCAUUCUCCGAACCUGGCUAGCAGAAUCAUCACGCACAUGAAAUCAUCAAGGAGCCUCUACAUCAUGUGCCACAUACCAGUCUUCUGUUGGAUUGCAGCAACUGUUCUAGAGAGGCUGUUGGGUGGUGCAGAGAGUGGAGAGAUCCCCAAGACGCUGACACAAAUGAACCUUCACUUUCUGAUCUUUCAGACGAGGUUAAGAAACAAGAAAUAUCCUGGGAGAAGUGGGACAGAUCCAGAGUGGAACACGGAUAAAGAGAUGAUUCUGAAACUGGGCAAACUGGCCUUUGAACAGCUGGAAAAGGGCAAUCUAAUCUUCUAUGAGGAAGACCUGAGAGAGUGUGGCAUUGAUGUCAAAGAAGCAUCAGUGUACUCAGGAGUGUGCACACGAGUCUUCAGGGAGGAGUGUGGGCUGAACAAGGGGAAGGUAUACUGCUUUGUGCAUCUUAGCAUUCAGGAGUUUCUCGCUGCUUUAUACGUGUUUCUCUCUUUUGUGAACAACAACAGAAAUCUAAUGUUGAAACAGCAAUCCAAGUCCACACCUACAAUCGACCUCUACAAGAGUGCCGUGGAUCAAGCCAUUCAGAGUGCCAAUGGACACCUGGACCUGUUUCUCCGCUUCCUUCUCGGCCUUUCACUGAAGUCCAAUCAGACUCUCUUAAGAGGCCUACUGGUACAGACAGGAAGCAGCUCUCGCACCAAUGAGGAAACGGUUGAGUACAUCAAGGAGAAGAUCAGGGAGAAUCCCUCAUUGGAGAGAUGCAUUAACUUGUUCCACUGUCUAAACGAGCUGAAUGACCAUUCUCUAGUGGAGGAGAUCCAAAGCUACCUGAGCUCAGGAAGUCUCUCUGAAGAUCUCUCUCCAGCACAGUUGUCAGCUUUGGUUGUUGUGGUGUUGACUUCAGAAGAGGAGCUGGAUGUGUUUGAGCUGAGAAAAUACUCCAGAUCAGAUGAGGGUCUUCUGAGGAUGCUACCGGUGGUCAAAGCCUCCAGAACAGCUGUGCUAACUUACUGCUACCUCACUGAGAGAUGCUGCAAAGCCCUAGCCUCAACUCUCAGCUCGACCUCAUCGGGUCUGAGAGAGUUGGACCUGAGUAAAAAUGACCUGAAGGAUUCCGGAGUGGCACUGCUCUCCAUUGGACUGGGGAGUCCACAAUGUAAACUUGAGUCACUGAGGCUCUCCGGUUGUAGAGUCACUGGGAAAAGCUGUGCUUCUCUGGCUUCAGCUCUGAAGUCAAACCCCUCCCACCUGAGAGAGUUGGAUCUGAGUGGGAGUAAUCCAGGAGACACAGGCGUGAGCCUGCUCUCUGCUGCACUAGAGGAUCCACUCUGUAAACUGGAGACACUGAGGCUAUCACGUUGUAGUGUCACAGAGGAAGGCUGUGCUUCUCUGGCUUCAGCUCUGAGGUCAAACCCCGCGAACCUGAGAGAGCUGGACCUGAGCUGCAAUUAUCCAGGUGACUCAGGAGUGAAACUGAUCUCUGCUUUACUGGAGGAGCCACACAAACUGAAGACUCUGAGGCUGAAUACCUGUAAACUUACUGAGAACUGCUGCCAAGCUCUGGCUUCAGCUCUCAGCUCAAACUCCUCUAGUCUGAGGGAGCUUGACCUGAGUAAGAAUAAGCUGCAGGAUUCAGGAAUGACGCUGCUCUGUGCUGGACUGGGGAAUCCACACUGUAAACUGGGGAUGCUAAAGCUGUCGGAGUGUGGAUUCACAGACAAAGGCUGUGCUUCUCUGGCUUCAGCUCUGAGGUCAAACCCUUCACAUCUGAGAGAACUGAAUAUGAGCUGGAACUACCCAGGUGAAUCAGGAGUGAAGCUGAUCUCUGCUUUACUGGAGGAUCCGUGCUGCAAACUGAAGACACUGAGAUUAAGUCCAUGGGCCAGAGACUGGUGACAGAACUGGAGGUUGGAAGGGCAUCCCAGCCAAGCAGAGCGGAUGUCUAGUUACUGUUAUUGGUUAACUUGCUUUUCAGAGCCGGAAAGCUGCUUUCACUGUCCAAACAGGAGGAAACAAAAUAGCCUGUAUGGAUCUCAGUGGCAGAUGUCCUGAAUAUCACAUCCCUAUUCUAAUAGUAUGUACUUAGGUGGGACCAAGUCAUUGUUUUGUAAGACUCAAGUCCCAAGUCAAGUCUCAAGUCAAGACCGUCAAGUCUCAAGUCCUAAACUUUGAGUUU
Salvelinus namaycush (lake trout) is the source of this 3811-nucleotide messenger RNA. RefSeq names its product NACHT, LRR and PYD domains-containing protein 12-like. The coding region runs from base 355 to 3531 and encodes 1058 amino acids. The record is from RefSeq and is a predicted model, not a curated record. Gene Ontology annotation, molecular function: protein binding. Lineage: Eukaryota; Metazoa; Chordata; Actinopteri; Salmoniformes; Salmonidae. The transcript has 12 exons.